Molecule: messenger RNA, 2679 nt
Organism: Colletotrichum tamarilloi
Lineage: Eukaryota; Fungi; Ascomycota; Sordariomycetes; Glomerellales; Glomerellaceae
Exons: 4
Coding region: 1-2679 (892 amino acids)
Source: RefSeq, a predicted model, not a curated record
AUGGCACACUGGGAUAAUAUCAGGAACAAUACCCCAUUCACAUGGGCCGGGCAAUCGGCCGACGACCCCUUCAGCCAACAACAAUGGCCAGCAGCAGCAGCAGGCCAUGAUGGCUCUUCUGCUCAGCCCAUCGGUCCCGCCGGCCUCCUCAGCACCGACGCUCCUAGAAACGAUGAGUCCUUGAUCAAGGACUUUUACGCCGAGCUUCCAGAUUAUCUUCAUCAAGCCGGCGUCUCCGCUCUAUCGUCCACUUGGCCGCCCACCCACGCGGCAGUGGCAGACCAGAACGAUCUCCCUUUCGACCUCGCCAUUGACAAUGGCAUCGAGCUCGACGCCGCCAAACCUGUGUCGUCGGAGCUGGCCCGAACAAGCAGCCAGGCGAGCUCGUCUGGCGUCGAUGAGGAGGAAUCCGUCGUCUUCAGCCAUGCUGGCGACUUUAGUAACGGUGUAGGCUUCGAUGACAGCUUUGGACAAGGCUUGUUUGGCAGCAUCAACAGCCCGAGCACCACCUUCUCCGACGUCAUCCUGUCUGCGAACCACUCCCUUGAGAGUAGUCCCAUCGUGAAUACUAGAUGCCCGUAUCUCAGCUUGCAGGUAGAGAGUCCCGUUUCUGGCGCUUCGUCGGCGACGGCGGCCAACACCCCGCAAUCAUCCGUACUCGGCGUCGAUGAUGCCUUUUCCGACAUUGGCUUUGCUCCCGCCGAUACGCCAAGAAGCGUCCCGGGCCCGCAUGUCAGCGCCCUGUCGACGGGCUUGGCGAAUCAGACUUCGUUGUCAACCAGCUUGAGUCUGAGUCCCACUUCGCCCUUCUAUGAUCGUUGGGAUUCUGAUGUCGGGGAGGGGAGGGUUGACGACUUUGACCGUCUGAUGUGGGGCACUCCAUCGCUCCCCGAAGGCUUCAUCCCGUAUAACGCGAACCAGUUGGGCCCGUCGUUGGUUAUUGUUCCACCUGAUAUGCCCGACAUUCACAUGGGCGACUAUUGCGAUAGUGCGACUCCCGACCCGCCUUCACCCUCGCAGACGCAUCCCAUCGACUACUACCUUAAUGAGAUGUAUGCACCUCCUAGACUAACACAACCUCGGAGCGUCCCAAAUACAUCGGCAGCACAGAACCCUGCCGUAACCGCGGCGAGUGGCCUUCUGGUCCCGGGUAGGAGACUCAGGAGACGAUCAGACCCGGUCCGUAUGGAUGCAGUCGUCGGAGGACAGGUCCCCAGACUUCAAUCGGCAAUGAGCAGCACCACUCCUGCAUCGCAACGCAGAAGCCCCGUUCAGCGUACCACGGCUCAGUUCCUGUCUGUAUCUGGCGCUUCUCACUUCCAGAGAUUGCGCCCAUCCGAGCCACCGAGGAGGUCAGGAGUGACAGAGCCCAUGCCCAUCGUGGCCCGCCCAAGAAGGUUGAGCAACAGCAGCAGUAGCAGAUCCUCUGAUACACAAAGCCUCGUGGGCCGGCCCGGUCGGUCAGGCCCGGCUCGCGGGCGCCGCCACGGCCCGAUGGACCCCGUCUCUCGUGGACAGGCCAAGGAGACGCGGAACAAGAAGAUGGUGUGCAUUCGCUGCAAGCACUCCAAGCAAAAGUGCAAUCGAAGUGAUGAUUCCUCUCAGGGCUCUUGUACCGGAUGUGACAAACACGGCGGCUCUCAAAGGUGGCCCGGGCCCUGCGUCAGAGCCCAUUUUGAGGACCUCAUUCAAGCGGGAACGUGUAAUUACAUCUCCCAACACGCCAUCUAUCAUCCGACCCAUGACAACAAGACCCGCAUCCGCAGAGAGCUCCCCAGGCAAAUUCAAAUCGAAAAUCUCAUCCACAGGGUAAACCGCGCGCGAAGCCAUUUCGAUAUUCGCGUCCACCAAGACGGCCGCCCCAUCUAUGUCCUAGACCUCGACGCGUGCCACGAGUACCUCCACGGUCUCCGACAGCAGAUGGACGGCAGCGAGUGCAGCUUCCAGGCCUUCAUCGACCGAGAAAUCCUGCGCGUCGAUCCCAAGACAGACGACUGGGAGCGCUGCAUGACCCAGCUGACGACGUCGCGAGACGAUCCACUCGCCUUACUCUGCCUCGUCAACAACAUGCCCAGCCGCGCGGGCUUCUCCUACGUCUCCAAAAGGCAGUUCACGCCUAUGGGCACACCCGUGGAGCAAGCCCUGAACCCUGAGAGUCCGCUCGAGGCCGAGAACCUCGUCCUCGCCGCGCAGCUUUCGAAGCUCAUGUGUCGCAAGCUCGAGGUCAAGGCCUACGGGAACCUUCAGCGCCUCCUGCACGAGUCGGGGAACAUGGACGACGAUAAGGUCCUCCCGUUCUUACAGAGGCUCGGUCGGAUUCUCCUGACGCUGCGCUGGCGGUUGUCGUGGUGGGCUGUGGUACCAGGUGACGCCGCCGCCGUGUACGACCAGGCGGACGAUGAUGCGAGGAAGCAGGCUGUUCACACAAGAGUACAGUCUCUGUGCCGGAUUCUCUACUUUUACUACUGCUGCGUACGCAGGAGGUUGCCGGUGUGGACAAACGUCGAUGCGCUGAGGGGCAUUCACUCACGGUACCCGGACACCGAGGCCGAGAUUUGGGAUGAUUUUCCGGGAAACGAGAGCCUGGAAGGGUUUGAUGCGUGGAUGGAGCGAGGCACGGGGCUUAUUCGCGACGCUGGGGUGUUGAGUCGAUUGCGCGCCAUGGGGUUGACUGCGUGA